This is a messenger RNA of Verticillium dahliae VdLs.17, 1833 nucleotides long. RefSeq names its product siderophore iron transporter mirA. The transcript has 6 exons. Gene Ontology annotation, biological process: siderophore transmembrane transport. Bases 1 to 1833 code for a protein of 610 amino acids. Gene Ontology annotation, molecular function: siderophore-iron transmembrane transporter activity. The record is from RefSeq and is a predicted model, not a curated record. Lineage: Eukaryota; Fungi; Ascomycota; Sordariomycetes; Glomerellales; Plectosphaerellaceae.
AUGGCCGCCUCAGCUGACCAGGUCGCGGCAGCGCCGAACAAGCGUGAGGAUGCUAUUGAACGGAGCAAGGGCAACAUUGACCAGCAAGAUGGAGCUGUUGCCGAGGUUGCUUCAAAGGAACAGGAACAGGAACAGGAACAACCCAUGGCUGUUCCAACGGAGGCUAUGCGCAAGAUCUGGACUAUCAGGCCUCUGAUUGCAGUCUUCGUCGGCAUGAUCUUUGCUGCUUCGUCUGCCGGCGUCUACGACCCCUAUGUCACAAGUCAUUUCGAGGGCCACUCGCUCAUCGCCACGGCCAACAUUAUCCAUGGAAUCGUGCGCAUUGUGGGAUAUCCCCUUCUCGCAAAGGUCGCCGAUACCGGUGGUAUCUUUGAAUCAUUUGGUGACACAUGGUGGACCAUCACGGAGCAAAUCUUCAUUGCCGAUGUGACAUCUCUUGUCAACAGAGGCUUCCUCUUUACCCUGCCGCAGUCGCUCGCGGCCAUCCCCACCCUGUAUGCUGGGACAUACCUUGGAGAGCACAUGCUCUUGAACUCGACUUGGCGCUGGGGUUUCGGCAUGUGGGCUGUGAUCAUUCCCUUCUGCGCCCUGCCUACCAUCGCCAUUAUGCUCUUCAUGGAGCACCGCGGCCGCAAGAAGGGUAUCAAGUGGCAAAGGCUGCCGCUGCGGGCUUCUUCUGGAGCACCCCAGGGAUCCUCCUUCCUGACGCAGCUCUACUACAUUGUGUGGGUGCGUCUCGACAUUAUGGGAGCGUUCCUGCUGCUGGCCGGUUUGUCCAUGACCCUUCUACCGCUGUCCAUCACGGGAAGGAGAAACACGGAUCGGUGGUCCGAAGCUUCUUCGAUCGUUCUCAUCAUCGUGGGUGUGCUCACGUUUGUGGCCUUCCUCGUGUGGGAUGGGCGAUAUGCGAAGAAUCCCAUUGUGCCGUUCCGCAUGAUCAAGAACCGGAACGUUCUUCUGGCGUGCGUGUCGGUCUGCUUGAUCGCCAUGUCAGACUCUACCUAUCGUGCUUUCGGGCCGAGCUUCCUCCAAGUGGCUGGCGGAUACUCGCCCGGACAUGCCGUUCGCAUCGACAACGCUCGAAGGGUAGCCCUCAACCUCGGUGGCCUCGUCAUUGGUAUCGCCAUCCGCUUCGUCAAGCACACCAAGCCCUUCAUCAUCAUCGGCUGCGUCAUGGUCGCCCUCGCAAACGGACUUCCGAUCUACUUCGCCAACAUUGACGGGCGCCGUGUCGCCAACGAAGCCGCUCUGACGACUAGCCAGGUCCUGCUAGGUCUGGGUCGCGGCUUUGCCCAGAUCCCCCUUCAGGUGUCCUUGCAAGCCGUCGUGCCGGACCAUGAGAUUGGCAUUGCCACUGCGCUCUUCCUCUCAUCUUCAGGCUUUGUGUCAGUGGAGCCAUCUGGAACACGAUCCUCCCCCGCCGUCUCCUGCAACAUCUCCCCAGAAGCAGCCAAGGAGAACAGCCGCGCCAUCUUCCGCUCCAUCGUUGCCGCCCAGAGCUUUGCCAUCGGCACGCCUGAGAGGAACGCCAUUAAUCUGAGCUACCGCCAGACGCAGCAGAGACUGGCUAUCGCGUCGCUGUCAAUCUCGAUUCCGCUCCUCAUCAUUAUGCUCCUGAUCCGGAAUGUGGACUUUGUCGCCGAGGAGAAGAAGAAGGCGCAGCUGGCUGAGGAGCAGGCCGCCGCCGCUCUUGCGGAAGAGGCUGCCAGGGAGGACGCUGAGAACCGGAACGUCGCGGGACAAGAUGCCAGCGACCCGGAGAAGCGCGUUAUGCGGCUGCCGAUGCUCGUGAGGCUCAUCAUGUCUGUCCUGGCCAUGGAACAACACAAUUAG